UCGAGUCUGUCUUGAAGGAACAGCGUUGAUAGCUGCACUAGUGAAUCUUCUCUUCUGGCUUUAGUCGCUCAAAACGUGUACAUGUGACAGGACUAGCCUUCUCUUGGGUGCGUUCUGAAAACUGACCACGGCGUCUGCGUAUCGUUUCCAUCCUGCUCCACCACUGACCUCGUGGCCCACACCUGCUGAGAGAUCUGCCUGGGACGCCUUGAUCGCCUCCAUCGCCUCCGUCGCCUCCAUCGGGUGUGCAUGUGUGCGAAAGAGGAUGCGAAAGAGGAUAGGUGAAGGCCAUUGAGAAAGCCUUUGACGACGGUAAUACGACGGCGACCAUUGAUUGAUUGAUUGCGGGUCACUGGGCCUGUCGAUCCAUUGCCGUUGACACCUAGCCGUGGUCGGCUUGAAUCGUUCGGAUCCAUUUGUGGCGAGCGGGUGUGAGCGAUUUGGAGCCACUCCCAGGUCAUGUCCGAGAAGGGUUCAAGCUCGGUGGCCGCUAAAGCCGGUCCCGACGAGAUGUCUAGUGGCAAUUCUUCCACUCACACGCCCUCGCCGCCCCCACCUGAAGCGGCUGCGGCUCAUGCUAAUCCGAGUGCGGCCUCCCAUGGGCCUUUAUCGUCGUCGUCGUUGUCGUCGUCGAGCAGCAAGCCGCCAUGGCCGAACUCGGCUGAUGGUUAUGAGGUCAAGGAUGUGAUUGGGGUGGGAGCCACGGCCCAAGUUCACGGGGCCUAUUGCCGCGUGCGGGACGAGAAGUGCGCCAUCAAGCGGAUCAAUUUGGAGAAAUGGAACACGAGUAUGGAUGAGCUGCUCAAAGAGAUCCAGGCCAUGUCAUCGUGUAAUCACGAGAAUGUGGUCACCUACUUCACGUCCUUCGUCCACAAGGAGGAGUUGUGGUUGGUUCUGCGCCUUCUGGACUCGGGGUCCUUGUUGGAUAUCAUUCGUCACAAGAUGAAGGCCAUGGACUGCAAGUCGGGGGUGUUGGACGAGGCCACAAUCGCCACCGUCCUCAAGGAGGUGCUCAAAGGCUUGGAGUACCUCCACAACACCGGUCACAUUCACCGGGACAUCAAGGCCGGCAACAUCUUGCUCGGCACCGAUGGUCAGGUUCAGAUCGCGGAUUUCGGCGUGUCAGCCUGGCUGGUCACGGGUCAAGGGGACAUGAAUCGGGCUCGAUCCCGGCACACCUUUGUGGGAACGCCCUGUUGGAUGGCCCCCGAGGUCAUGGAGCAGGUUACUGGCUAUGAUUUCAAGGCCGAUAUCUGGUCCUUUGGGAUCACGGCCAUUGAACUGGCCACGGGCACCGCGCCUUACCACAAGUAUCCUCCCAUGAAGGUGCUUAUGCUCACCCUUCAAAACGACCCGCCUACGCUCGAUUCCGGAACAGAGGACAAGGAGCAAUACAAACAGUUUGGCAAGACCUUCCGGAAAAUGAUCAGCGAAUGUCUGCAGAAAGACCCCUCGAAGCGACCCACCGCCUCCGAACUCCUCAAGCACCCGUUUUUCAAAAGCAAAGCCAAGGACCGCAAGUUCCUCCAGCAAAGCCUCGUGGCCUCCGCGCCCACUCUUGACGCCCGAGUGCAGAAGGCUCGAAACGGCGGCAAGCCACGCCCACCCAACUCGUCAGGUAGGUUACAUCGAAAUGAGGACGGCGAUUGGGUGUGGUCCUCCGACGACGAUGAUGAUGAUGACGACCAUCACCACCAUCCUCCACAUAACAAUAAAGUGCCGGCGACCGGCAAACCCAAUCCCAAUAACGCUGCCGUCAAAGCUCCAACCAACGCUUCACCAGCCAAAGCCUCGACACAACCAGCUAAACCAUUGAAUUUGGUUUUGAGGAUGCGGAACCCCAAACGUGAGCUCAAUGACAUUCGCUUUGAGUACCAGCCGAACAAAGACUCUGCCGACGGGAUUGCCAACGAACUCCUCGGCACUGGUUUAAUUACCAACGAUGACUUGGCCACCAUGUCCCACAACCUCAGCAUGAUUGUGAGCAAUCCCCCGCCAAAUAAGAUCAUCACUUUCCGCGUGACCACGGGCUUCGACAAGACCGAGAGUCCGGACGAGAAGAAUUUGUUGGGAUUUGCCCAGCUCAGCUUGACCGACUAGAAAUUGGGAGAACAAAAAGAAUCAAUACCACCCUUUCACAGCCAACAACUCAUUCCUGCAUGACCUCGUUGUCUCGAAAAAAAACCACACUCACAUACACUCAUAUUAUUUGGAGGAUCAGAGCCGCAUUGAAAUCAUAAUGAGAAGAAGAAGCUCUAUUUCUAUGUUGCUUCACAUGCAUACCAAGGCAUGUCUCUUGUUGACAUUGCUAAUUGUCGGAUCCGUCAGAACAAAUAAUGAGAUAAAAAAGUUAGUUGACCUCUUGUGUCUUCGGAGGGCCUAAAAUGCCAACACUGUUUGAAAAUUGAUUUAACAUGAUGUGCGUUUUAUCUUUGCAAACCCGCCAGAGCUUCCCAAGAACUUUCCCAGAUCCUUGAACUUGAUCUGUAAUAUCACGAUUAAGGGACCUGGGCUCGCUUUAACUCAAACAUCCCUCGAAAUCCCAAUGCCAAUCCUGGAAAUGACGUUUCCUUCUACAUUUGUCAAAACCAAUUCUUCACGACACGCUAUCCCAGUUCCGCAAUUUUUCAAUCAUUCUUUAGUAUAAAAAAGCUUGUGCCACAUUUCUCGAUUUAUUGUGUCAAUAAAUACCACUGGGCGA
Messenger RNA from Tigriopus californicus, 2701 nucleotides. RefSeq names its product serine/threonine-protein kinase OSR1-like (gene fray). The coding region runs from base 460 to 2100 and encodes 546 amino acids. The transcript is spliced from 3 exons. Lineage: Eukaryota; Metazoa; Arthropoda; Copepoda; Harpacticoida; Harpacticidae. Gene Ontology annotation, biological process: protein phosphorylation. Gene Ontology annotation, molecular function: protein serine/threonine kinase activity; ATP binding. The record is from RefSeq and is a predicted model, not a curated record.